Messenger RNA from Closterium sp. NIES-65, 7887 nucleotides. The record is from the annotation of a GenBank genome assembly. NCBI's taxonomy places the organism in Eukaryota, Viridiplantae, Streptophyta, Zygnematophyceae, Desmidiales, Closteriaceae.
AUGAUCCAGUACGAUUUGGGCGGCGCGCCGUUCGGGUCGCGCAAGGCGUCGUUCAGCCUGUACGCGUCGUCGGGGCUGUCCACGUCAGCAGCGUCGGAGGCGGAUCUGAUGCGCGCCGUGAUCGUGAUGCCGAUCCAACGGAUCAACUUCACCCUCCUCGAUGAGGUGGUGGCGGGAUCCCGCAAGGUGGGAGGGCUGCUCUUCAUCCUGCCACGUCACUUCAGCUCCUCGCUGCCAGAUGGCGGUCAGGGAGAGGAGGACGAUGCGGACGAUGACGCCAGCAAGGCCGGGGCAGGAGAGGGCGCGGGGGAGGUGAAGGAGCACGUGGAGGUGGUGGCGCGGCUAGAGGAGCGGCUGCUGGACGCCAACAUACCGGUGCCUGUGUAUUUCGCUGUUGACAAUGCUGAGCUGUCAAAGCUGGCGGCUGACGUGGAGAGCAACGACAGGGCGGGCAAGCCAGCAUCGGCCACCAAUGGCGGCUUCAAGCUGGUGGUAACAGCAGGCGAGCCCCGCAAGCUGCCGGCCUCCUCGCCCCUGCCGGCAUUGGAGGCAUGGCUGUACGGCGACGGGCAGGGGCAGGGGCAGGCGCAGGGCGGGAGGAGGGAGGCGCUGCCCAUAGUGGCGGUGGUGGCGCCGCUUGACACCUUCGGCCUCGUGCCUUCGCUCGCAUCCGGCCCGGCCAGCAGUGCCAGCGGGGUGGCGGCGGUGCUGCAGGUGCUGCGCCUCUUCUCGCGCCUGUUCGCGCUGCUGCCCUCUGCGCGUCCGCCCUUCCACCUGCUCUUCCUGCUCUCCUCCGGGGGACCCUUCAACUUCGACGGCACUCGCCAGUGGCUAGCCUCGUUGGACCAGAGUGUGCAGGACCGCCUCGAGUUCGCCAUCUGUCUGCGCGCCAUUGGUGCAGCGCCAGGGGCAGCGGAGGGGGGCAGUGGGUUGCACCUGCAUGCGUCGCGGCCUCUCAAGGACCCCACCAUCAGUGCACUCUUCCAUGGCCUGUCCUCCGCUGCAGCAGCCGCGGACCCACGGACCUCCAUCGCCCUGGUGCACAAGAAGGUGAACAUCUCGGACGCGCGUGUGCCGUGGCAGCACGAGCUCUUCUCGCGCCGCAAGCUCGUUGCCGCAUCGCUCUCCUCCCUGCCCUCCGCGCCGCCCUUCCUGCGCCACUGGGGGGGGCUGGCUGACACCAGGGAGUCAGUGGGCGAGCACCAGUUGCUGGCUGCCACGCGCCUCAUUGCUGAAACCAUUGCGAGCCACAUUUUCAACAGCAGCAGCACCAGCACAGCCCCAUCUGAGGGAGCGGCGGCAGCCCCUCCCCCCAUCGCCUUCUUCCCACCCAACUCAUCGCUCGCCCCCAGCCUCCCCUACCUCUCUCACUGGCUCUCCCUCCUCUCCCGCGCGCCACGUGUCGCCCCGCUAUUGGCCAAGGACGACCCAAUAAUUGCCGCCAUCCAAGCAGAGCUGGCGUUGCAUGCGGACAAGGUGGAGGUGAGGAAAGCAGCUCUGGACCCGCACUACACACUCUACUCCACGCCGCAUGCUCAGAUGCACAUUUACCAGGUGGCCAGCAUCACCUUCGAUUUAGUCACAUUCCUUGCAGUGGCCAUCUACCUCUCCUCGCUCUUCGUCAUCCUCCAUACAGCCACCAAGGGCUUUGACGACCUGGUGGCGCUCUUCAAGGGCAAGCCCGCCUACCGCAAGGCAAAGCCUUCGCUCAAGUGCACGCCAUUUGAGCCGCAUGUGACGGUGAUAGGAGCGUUUGGGGCGAGGGAGGGGUUGGACGAGCAGGAGGUGGUGAAGCGCAUGGAGCGAUUGAGUGCGUCCUUAAAGCCAUACGACAUCCAAGUCAUGGAGCUGGCUGCUGGUCGGCUCUUCUUCCAAUGCGUGUACAUCAAGAUGCUGCCUUCAAAAGAGGUGCUCCAUGUGCACAACAAGGCAGUGGAAGUGAUGGGCAUGGACAAGAAUUCCGUUGCUGCAUACAUGCCUCAUCUCAGCCUCAUUUAUGGUGAUCUCUCAGACACCCAGAAGCAGGACGCCAAAGCAGCGGUUGAAGAGACAUUUUCAUCCCUGCUCCCUCCCAAGUCCGCAUCGCUACCAUCUCCUUCCUUCCAUGUUUCAUCGCUCGCACUCUACCGCACUGAACCCACUGACCUCACUAUGAGUACUUGGGAAAGAAUAGCGGUGUUCCCACUCAGUGAAUCUGACAGCCUUCAAUUUCGGCAGAGCACCAUGAGCGUGGUCGGCUUCGAUGUGGGGAACGAGAGGGGCGUGGUAGGCAUUGCGCGACAACGCGGAAUCGACAUCGCGCUUAACGAGGAGUCCAACCGCGAGACCCCCAAUGUCGUCUGCUUCGGCGAAUCGCAGCGAUAUCUGGGCGUCGCAGGAGCGGCGUCGUACACGAUGAACCCUAAGAACACGGUGUCGCAGAUCAAGCGCAUGAUCGGGCGGAAAUUCGCAGAUCCCGAGUUCCAGAAGGACCUCCCGAUGUUCCCGUUCCGCUGCUCAGAAGGCCCCGACGGCGAUAUUCUCGUGCACGUCAUGUACAUGAACGAGCCCAGGACGUUCACGCCCACCCAACUUCUUGCGAUGGUUCUGAAUGGAUUAAAAGCGAUCGGCGAGAAGGACCUGGGGUCGAAGAUCACGGAUUGCGUGAUCGGCAUCCCCGUAUACCUCACCGACGCGCAGCGCCGCGCGUAUCUCGAUGCUGCCACCAUCGCGGGGCUGCACCCGCUUCGGCUAAUGCACGAGCCGACGGCCACCGCGCUGGCGUACGGAAUCUACAAGACGGAUCUGUCGGAAACCGAGCCACUCAAUAUCGCGUUCGUGGACAUCGGGCACUCGACGAUGCAGGUGUCGAUCGUGGCGUUCAAGAAGGGCCAGCUGAAGGUGCUGGCGCACGCGUUCGACCGGUCGCUGGGCGGGCGCGACUUCGACGAGGUGCUCUUCAACCACUUCGUCGACGAGUGCGCGCGCAACCACAAGCUCGACAUCCGCUCCAACGCGCGCGCGUGCCUCCGCCUGCGCACCGCGUGCGAGAAGCUCAAGAAAGUCCUCAGCGCCAACCCCGAGUCGCCGCUGCACGUGGAGUGUCUGAUGGACGAGAAGGACGUGACGGGCUUCCUCAAGCGCGACCAGUUCGAGCAGAUGGCCAAGCCCAUCCUCGAGCGCGUCAAGGCGCCUUGCGCGCGCGCGCUGCUCGAGUCGGGCAUCACCGUCGAUCAGAUCUCAGCCGUCGAGCUGGUGGGGUCCGGGUCGCGCGUGCCGGCCAUCAUGAAGAUUCUCGCAGAGUUUUUCGGCAAGGAGCCGCGCCGCACGAUGAACGCUAGCGAGUGCGUCGCGCGCGGGUGCGCGCUGCAGUGCGCCAUGCUCAGCCCCGCCUUUAAAGUCCGCGAGUUCGAGGUGCACGACACGUACCCGUUCGCCAUCGCACUCUCGUGGAAGCAAGCGAGCGCGGCGACGUCCGCGGAGGGCGCUGAGGGCGGCGGAGAGGAGGCGGCGGCGCAGCCGAACCAGGUGGUGUUCUCGAAGAACAACCCGCUGCCGAGCUCGAAGCUGCUGACGUUCUACCGCACGGAGGCCUUCACCAUCGACGCCUUCUACGCCAACCCCGAGGACCAGACCGUUGGCGCCAACACGCGCAUCGGCACCUUCACUGUAGGUCCGUUCGCACCGUCGCGGCCGGAUUCGAAGCCGAAGCUUAAGGUGAAGAUCCGACUCAACCUGCACGGCAUCCUGUCCGUCGAAUCCGCCACGCUGCUGGAGGAGGAGGAGGUGGAGGUGCCGGCCAAGAAGGACGCCAAGGACGCCGCUGCUGCCCCCGCAGCCGCCGAUGCAGCUGGGGCGCCCAUGGAGGCCGAUGCUGCUGCUGCUGCAGCUGGUGGCGCGGAGGGCGAUGCCAAGAUGGAUGAUGCCGCUCAACCAGCCAAGGACGUGCCGAUCGAGGCGCACCUGGUGGGGGGCCUGCCUCCUGCAGCGCUGCAGCAGCUGGUGGAGGAGGAGUUUGCGAUGGCGCUGCAGGACCGCGUUAUGGAGGAGACCAAGGAGAAGAAGAACGCCGUUGAGAGCUACGUCUACGACAUGCGCAACAAGCUGCACGACAAGCUAGCAGCAUACGCGUCCGACGCAGAGAAGGAGAAGCUGCUGGCGCGGCUGCAGGAGACGGAGGACUGGCUGUACGAGGACGGGGAGAGCGAGAGCAAGGGCGUGUACACCACGCGCCUGGAGGAGCUCAAGCGCCUCGGCGACCCCAUUGAGGCGCGCCUCCGAGAGGAAGAGACGCGCCCCGCCGCCCUGCAGUCGCUGCAGUACUGCAUCGGAAGCUUCCGGGAGGCUGCCCUGUCUACGGAUGCGAUGUAUGCGCACAUUGACCCCAAGGAGAAGGCGCAGGUGGUGGAGGAGUGCAACAAGGCGGAGAUGUGGCUGAGGGACAUGCUCUUCCAGCAGCAGAAGCUGAGCAAGAAGGACACCCCCGUGCUGCUCGCUGCCGACCUACGGAAGAAGGCAGAGACCCUCGACAGGUUCUGCAAGCCCAUCAUGACCAAACCCAAACCAGCUCCCAAGCCUGCUUCCGAGCCCAAGCCUGAGCCUGCUCCCGAGGCUCCUAAGGCAGGUGGCGAGCCGAUGGAGACAGAAGGGGCAGCAGGAGAGGGUGCUGCAGAGGCGGGUGGCGAGGCGGCAGCAGGAGAUGCCAAGCCUCCGGCCAUGUCCUUCUCCAUGGAUUUCCGCUCGCUGGGCCGAGACCUUGCCCUCGCGUCGCAGAGCGCGGUCGGCUCGUCCAAGGACUUUCUGGACCUAGUUAAAGCCAUAGGAGAGGCGAAGUCGAAGGCGGAGGAGGAUAGGAUUAUGGCGGGAGAGCUGGAGCUGCUUAAAAAAAAGAUAUCUGAGCCGGACGUGCCUAAGAAGCGAAUGAAAGAGUACAUCCUUCGUCUCAUGUACCUCGAGAUCCUCGGUCACGAUGCGUCGUUCGGUUACAUCCACGCCGUGAAGAUGACACACGACGACAACCUUCUGUUGAAACGCACAGGUUAUCUCGCGUGUACGCUUUUCCUGGACGACUCGCACGAUUUGAUCAUAUUGAUAGUCAACACGAUUCAGAAGGAUCUUAAAUCCGACAAUUACCUCGUCGUAUGCGCGGCGUUAGGAGCCGUCUGCAAAUUAAUCAACGAGGAAACCAUUCCGGCGGUCUUGAACCCAAUAGUAGACCUCCUUAAGCAUCCCAAGGAGCUGGUUCGGAAAAAGGCGGUGAUGGCGCUACAACGGUUCCACCAGCGAUCGCCGUCCAGCGUGUCGCACGUGACGGAGAAGUUUCGCCAGGCGCUGUGCGACAAGGACCCGAGCGUGAUGAGCGCGUCGCUGUGCGGCCUGCACGACCUGAUCGCGGCGGACCCGGCGCCGUACCGCAACCUGACAGCGUCCUUCCUGAGCAUCCUCAAGCAGGUCGCCGAGGGCCGUCUACCCAAGUCCUUUGACUACCACCGCGUCCCCGCUCCCUUCAUCCAGAUAAAGCUGCUGAAGCUGCUGGCGCUGCUGGGCGCCAACAACCAGGCGGCCAGCGAGCCCAUGUACCCCGUCAUCGCUGACGUCAUCAGGCGCAUCAGCGAGUCGCAGCCCAAGGCGGGGACGACGGGUCGGCGGGACGACUCGCAGGUGACAGCUGGCAACGCGAUCCUGUACGAGGCGAUCCGCACGGUGGCUGCAAUUCACCCGAGCGAGCAGCUGCUGGCGUCGUGCGCCGCCAUCACCUCCUCCUUCCUCAAGAGCAGCGUGCACAACCUGCGGUACAUGGGCGUGGACUGCCUGGCGCAGAUCGUGCGCAUCAACCCCGACCUGGCCACGGAGCACCAGAUCGCCGUCAUUGACUGCCUUGAAGACCCCGACGACUCGCUCAAGCGCAAAACACUUGAUCUCCUUUAUAAGAUGACGGGCCCCGGGAACGUGGAGGUGAUAGUGGAGCACGUGCUGCAGUACCUGCGCGGGCUGCGGUCGGGGGAUGAUGCGCACGCGCAUGGGCGCGCUGACCUGGCGGCGAGGAUUGUUGAGCUGGCGGAGAGAUUUGCGCCGUCCAAUGAGUGGUUCAUUCAGACAAUGAACAGUGUGUUUGAGGUGGCGGGGGACGUGGUGCGCCCCAAGGUGGCGCACGACCUCAUGCGCCUCAUUGCUGAGGGAUCGGGCGGUGACAACGAUGACGCCGACUCGCGCCUGCGCUCCUCCGCUGUGCAAUCAUACGUGAAGCUGCUCAAGGAACCGAACCUGCCCACGCUGCUGCUCCAGGUCAUAUGCUGGGUGUUGGGGGAGUAUGCCACGUCAGACGGCCACAUGUCAGCGGAUGAAGUUAUGGCAAAGCUGUGUGACGUGGCAGAGGGCCAUGACACCGACGACACUGUCCGGGCGUACGUGCUAUCAGCCAUGGCCAAGGUGGUGGCGUAUGAGGCGGCGUGUGGGCGGCAGGCACGGCUGUCGGGGGAGGCUGGGGCGCUGGUGGAGGAGAUGGUGGCGGCGCACAGCACGGACGUGCAGCACCGCGCCUACCAGCUGCAGGCGCUGCUCGCCCUCCGCCCCGACACCCUCGCUGCCGUGCUGCCCGUCGAUGCUAGCUGUGAAGACAUCGAGAUCGACCCAGCGCUGCCGUUCCUGGAUGGGUACGUGGCGGACUCGCUGGCAGCCGGGGCGCGUCCCUACCUCUCGGAGUCAGACCGCCUAAACUUCUCCGUGGGUGCAGAUACCACCUCCCUCGCCUCCUCCCUGCACGACUCCUCUGCAUCUGCUGCUGCGCGCCACUCAGACCGCACGCUGCGCUUUGAGGCAUACGAGCAGCCCAAGCUGCCCGCCGCACCCCUCACUGCCUCACAGCGUGGCGGCACCGGUGGCAGUGCGUUCUCCUCCUCCUCUGCUGCUGCCUAUUCGUCCGCGAAUCCUCCUCCUGCCCUCUCUGCUACUUCGUCUGGAGGAUUCCGGGAGUCGUCCGGUGGGGCCUAUGGGGGAGGGGAGGCGAGCAGCGGCAGUGGGGGAGGUGCAGCAGAUGGUGCUAGGCUGAACCUCUCAGGCGUGCAACGGAAGUGGGGCCGUCCUGCUGCGCCCCCUCCGUCUGCUGCUCCUUCUUCUUCCGCUCCUGCAGGACCUUCUGCUGACUCAUUUUCUAUCCGUGCUGACUCAUCUGCUUCAGCAGCAGGAGCAGGGGUUGCAGCAUCAGGCGCAACCGCAGGGAGAGGGGGGAGAGCGAAUGAGAGCAGUCAAGUGAGCGAGGAGAAGCAGAGGCUGGCAGCGAAGCUGUUUGGGGGCAAGGGAGCAGCAGGUGGGGGUGCAGCCGCUUCAUCUGGCCUGGCAGGGACGAGGUCUGAGCCAAGAACGGUGGGGGCAGGAGGGCCGUGGGGCAAACGAGGGUCUGGAGGAGCAGCAGAUGGUGCUGCUUCCAGUGCUCCUGCACCCCCUCCUGCCCCUGCUGCCCCCGUGGCUGACCUGUUGCUGAUGGAUCUCAAUGAUGACCCGCCCCCAGCGAACAUGGCAUCCAUGCUUGACAGCUCAGCAGCAGCCCCUGCCAGUACAGCUGGUACUGCUUCAUUGGACCCUUUCAAGGCUCUGGAGGAGCUGACAGUGAUGCCAGCUGGUGAACCGCUAUUGGCUGAGAUCAGCAUGAGUGGCGGUUCGUCUGCCAGCAUGAGCUCAACAGCCACUGCAUCUCCUGCACCUGCACUCUCUGGUGCGGUUGGUGCUGCGGAUAAGUCAGCGAACGGGGCAGCCAUCGGUGGGGCGGUGGCCAUUGGUGGGCGAACAGCAGUGGGAGCUGCAGCUGCAGCAGGUGCAACAGCCAAGGGCCGAGAUGCUGCUGCUCGCAGAGCUGGAGUGGUCACUCCAGAAUCGGGCGCAAACCCUGAACUGUUCAAGGACCUGUUUUGA